Molecule: messenger RNA, 4456 nt
Organism: Acanthoscelides obtectus
Lineage: Eukaryota; Metazoa; Arthropoda; Insecta; Coleoptera; Chrysomelidae
Source: the annotation of a GenBank genome assembly
CUGGAUUGACCUUGAACUCGCACUCAUUGUCAAGAUAAGAAGCAAAAUCAAGCUAUCAAUGAAACAAAAAUGGUCGAGAAUCUAAUUCGCCGACACCGAUAGCCGGUAUCGAAAGCGACGUUGUCGUUGGUUAUUGAAUCCCCAUCACCAUCAGUCACUUCGCGACCGCUGUUAAACUCGCUCUACCUCUUCGACUUAGAGCGGGAAAAUGAUGUGUUCGACGGAAAAUGGGGACCAGCAGCAGUGUUACCUGGUGCUGGAAAACGGGGCAGUGUUUCCCGGAAAAGCUUUCGGCGCCAGAAAGCCCGUCGACGGCGAAAUCGUUUUUCAGACAGGAAUGGUGGGAUAUCCGGAAUCUCUGACUGACCCAAGUUACCAUGCGCAAAUACUUGUCUUAACUUAUCCUAUCAUCGGAAAUUAUGGAGUCCCGGGGAAAGCUACCGAUGAACAUGGAAUUCCAUAUUUCUUCGAAUCGCACCGUAUUUGGGCCGCAGCUCUUGUUGUUGGUGAACACUGUGAUCACCCUAGUCAUUGGCGAAAAACAAAAACGCUGGCACAAUGGAUGGCAGAAGAACAAGUUCCCGGCAUACAGGGUGUCGACACCAGAAUGCUGACAAAAAUGAUCAGAGAAAAAGGAUCGAUGCUCGGGAAAAUAAUAUAUUCUCUACCUCUAACUGAUGAUACGGCGAAAAUCAGUGAUCCGAAUCUUCGGAAUCUGGUGGAUGAGGUUUCAAUUAAGGCUCCCAAAACGUACAAUCCAAAAGGCAGUCCAAGAAUCUGUGCGAUAGACUGUGGCUUGAAAUACAAUCAACUACGUUGCUUUAUUAAUAGAGGAGCUCGUGUAGAUUUAGUCCCAUGGAACCACAAAUUGAACGUCAACGAAUUCGACGGUUUGUUCCUCAGCAACGGUCCGGGAAAUCCGGAAAUGUGCCUGAAGACGAUCGAGAAUAUCAGAAACGUAAUGAAUAGCGGUCAAGUUAAGCCAAUUUUCGGGAUUUGUUUGGGACAUCAGCUGCUGUCUAUGGCAAUCGGAUGUUCCAGUUAUAAAAUGAAAUAUGGAAACAGAGGUCACAACCAGCCGUGCAUCCACUAUGCCACACUGAGAUGCAACAUGACGUCGCAGAAUCACGGUUUCGCAAUAAACACCGAAACAUUACCGGAAGGUUGGAUAGAACUGUUUACUAAUGCCAACGAUAAGACAAAUGAAGGCAUAGCCCACAAAUCGUUGCCGUAUUUUAGCGUUCAGUUUCAUCCGGAACAUAUGGCUGGACCUUGGGAUAUGGAGGUCCUGUUUGACCUGUACCUCGAGGUCAUCAGCAAAUACAAAAGUACAAAAGUAAGCAUCAAUGAUUUGGUAACGGAAAAAUUGACGUUCAAGAUGGAAAGGCCUUUGUCGAAAGAUGUGCCUCAGAAAGUACUGAUUAUAGGUUCUGGAGGGUUGUCCAUCGGCCAGGCCGGCGAGUUCGACUACUCCGGCUCGCAAGCGAUCAAAGCUCUGAAAGAAGAAAACGUCCAGACUCUCCUGAUAAACCCAAACAUCGCGACAGUGCAAACAACGAAAGGCCUGGCAGACAAAGUCUACUUUCUCCCUCUACUUCCUGGCUACGUAGAACAAGUGAUUCGAUCUGAGAGACCUGACGGAGUCCUGCUAACUUUCGGGGGACAGACGGGGCUCAAUUGCGGAGUGGAGCUCGAGAAACAAGGCGUUUUCAAGAAGUAUAACUGUAAAGUACUUGGGACUCCGAUCCAAGCGAUCAUCGAUACCGAGGAUAGAAAAGUGUUCAAUGAGAGGAUUGCAGACAUUGGAGAAAAGGUGGCGCCAAGUGUAGCGGUCCAUUCUGUACAAGAAGCCUUGAAAGCUGCUGAACAGUUGGGCUACCCCGUGCUAGCUAGAGCAGCGUUCUCAUUGGGCGGCUUGGGUUCAGGUUUCGCUAGCAACAACGAAGAAUUGACGACACUUGCCAUGCAAGCCUUAGCGCAUUCCAGCCAGCUCAUCAUCGAUAAGAGUCUGAAGGGAUGGAAGGAAGUCGAAUAUGAAGUUGUAAGAGACGCUUACGAUAAUUGUAUUACGGUUUGUAACAUGGAAAAUGUCGAUCCCCUUGGAAUCCACACAGGCGAAUCGAUAGUAGUCGCGCCAAGCCAAACUCUUUCCAACCGAGAGUACAACAUGUUGAGAAGCACAGCGAUCAAAGUGAUUCGCCACCUAGGAGUCGUAGGGGAAUGCAACAUUCAGUACGCUCUGAACCCAGAAUCUGAAGAAUACUACAUCAUAGAGGUUAACGCCAGAUUAUCCAGGAGUUCUGCCCUUGCCAGCAAAGCCACUGGAUAUCCUCUCGCUUAUGUGGCUGCCAAAUUGGCUCUUGGGAACCCCCUGCCAAAUAUACAUAAUACUGUGACUGGGGUCACUACUGCGUGUUUCGAACCUAGUUUGGAUUAUUGCGUGGUCAAGAUACCUAGAUGGGAUCUACACAAGUUUUCAAGGGUGAGCACGAAAAUAGGCAGUUCUAUGAAAAGCGUAGGAGAAGUGAUGGCAAUCGGUAGAAAGUUUGAAGAAGCAUUCCAGAAAGCGUUGCGAAUGGUGGACGAGAACGUGAACGGGUUUGAUCCCAACAUAAAGCCUGUCAAUGACGAUGAACUCAAGGAGCCUACUGACAAAAGGAUGUUUGUCCUUGCGGCAGCCAUCAAAAAUGGAUAUUCUGUGGAUAAGUUGUACGAGUUGACUAAGAUAGACAGAUGGUUCUUGCAAAAAAUGAAAAACAUCAUCGACUUCACCACCCAACUAGAACAACUCGACCAGAAAAGCCUGAACCAUUCCGCUUUACUUCACGCCAAACAGCUCGGCUUCUCCGACAAGCAGAUCGCUGCGGCUGUCAAAAGCACAGAGUUGGCCGUGAGAAAACAAAGGGAAGAGUUUCACGUCACCCCGUACGUCAAACAGAUCGACACUGUCGCCGCGGAAUGGCCAGCCGCGACGAAUUAUCUGUAUCUGACUUAUAACGCGGCUAGCCAUGAUGUUGAUUUCAACGAGCAACACACUAUGGUUAUUGGCUCCGGGGUAUAUAGAAUAGGCAGCUCAGUCGAGUUCGACUGGUGCGCUGUCGGUUGCCUCAGGGAGCUCAGGAGACUCGGUCAUAAAACGAUCAUGAUCAACUACAAUCCAGAAACAGUCAGCACUGACUACGACAUGUCGGACAGGUUAUAUUUCGAAGAAAUCUCGUUCGAGGUCGUUAUGGAUAUUUACAAUCUCGAAAACCCUACUGGCAUAAUAUUAUCCAUGGGAGGGCAACUGCCCAACAAUAUAGCCAUUGAUCUGCACAGGCAACAAGCUAGGAUACUUGGUACCUCCCCUGAUUCCAUUGACGGCGCCGAGAAUAGGUUCAAGUUUUCUAGGAUGCUCGACAGGACAGGUAUAAUGCAGCCAAGGUGGAAGGAACUAACCAACCUAAAGUCAGCGAUAGGGUUCUGCGAAGAAGUAGGCUACCCAUGCCUCGUCCGGCCCUCAUACGUUCUAAGCGGGGCUGCUAUGAACGUAGCCCAUUCCAACCAGGACCUGGAAACCUACCUGAACGCGGCUAGUGACGUCAGCAAGGAACAUCCGGUGGUCAUUUCCAAGUUUAUCCAGGAUUCCAAGGAGAUAGACGUCGAUGCCAUUGCUUGCGAUGGGGUCAUUUUGUGCAUGGCUGUCUCGGAGCAUGUUGAGAAUGCAGGGGUACAUUCUGGAGAUGCAACUUUGGUCACUCCUCCACAAGAUAUCAACCCAGAAACGUUAAAGCAAAUCAAGCAGAUAACAAAAUCCAUUGCCGCAUCACUGGAAGUCACCGGACCUUUCAAUAUGCAGUUGAUUGCAAAAGACAACGUUCUCAAGGUCAUAGAGUGCAACGUCCGCGUCUCGAGAUCCUUCCCAUUCGUCUCGAAAACGCUCGACCACGACUUCGUCGCUAUGGCAACGCGUGUCAUCGUCGGCGAGCAUGUCGAACCUGUCGACGUUUGGCACGGAUGUGGAAAAGUGGGGGUAAAAGUCGCACAGUUUUCUUUCUCUCGAUUGGCAGGGGCAGACUUUAUGCUGGGCGUUGAAAUGGCGUCCACUGGAGAGGUCGCCUGCUUUGGAGACAACAGGUACGAAGCGUAUUUGAAAGCCAUGAUGAGCACAGGAUUCAGUAUACCAAGGAAGUCCAUACUUUUGUCUAUAGGCAGCUUCAAGCAUAAAAUGGAACUAUUACCUAGCAUGAGAGCAUUGCAAAAAAUGGGAUAUAAAUUGUACGCCAGUUUAGGUACAGCUGAUUUCUACAAUGAACACGGAGUUGACGUUUCAAAGAGAAGAUAUGAGUCAAAUCAUUCCAAAAGGCAUGACCUACCUACAAACGGCGUCUCCAAAAUACCGUGCAAGACCCUCUGCGCCAAUCUAAGGUACUUCCUCUGUAUAUUGUGGAACAAAUUCUUCUCUUUCACAAAGUAA